Molecule: messenger RNA, 1818 nt
Organism: Puma concolor (puma)
Lineage: Eukaryota; Metazoa; Chordata; Mammalia; Carnivora; Felidae
Source: RefSeq, a predicted model, not a curated record
AUGAGGCGCCGCAGCAAAUGGGACCAACCAGCGCCAGCCCCCCUUCUCUUCCUCCCGCCGACGGCCCCAGGUGGGGAGGUUACCAGCAGUGGGGGAAGCCCUGGGGGCUCCACAGCUGCUCCCUCUGGAGCCUUGGAUGCUGCUGCUGCUGUGGCUGCCAAGAUCAAUGCCAUGCUCAUGGCCAAAGGGAAGCUGAAACCAACGCAGAAUGCCGCCGAGAAGCUUCAGGCUGCUGGCAAAGGCCUAACUAGCAGUAAAAGCAAGGACGACCUGGUGGUGGCUGAAGUCGAGAUCAAUGACGUGCCUCUCACGUGCAGGAACCUGUUGACUCGAGGGCAGACUCAGGAUGAGAUCAGCCGACUUAGUGGGGCCGCGGUGUCAACUCGAGGGAGAUUCAUGACAAGCGAGGAGAAGGCCAAAGUGGGGCCAGGGGAUCGUCCGUUAUACCUUCAUGUUCAGGGCCAGACACGGGAAUUAGUGGACAGAGCUGUAAACCGAAUCAAAGAGAUCAUCACCAAUGGGGUGGUCAAAGCCGCCACGGGGACGAGUCCAACGUUUAAUGGUGCAACAGUCACUGUCUAUCACCAGCCGGCGCCCAUUGCACAGCUGUCCCCAGCUGUUAGCCAGAAGCCUCCCUUCCAGUCAGGGAUGCAUUAUGUUCAAGAUAAAUUAUUUGUGGGUCUAGAGCAUGCUGUGCCCACUUUCAAUGUCAAGGAGAAAGUGGAAGGUCCAGGCUGCUCCUAUUUGCAGCACAUUCAGAUUGAAACAGGUGCCAAAGUCUUCCUAAGAGGCAAAGGUUCGGGUUGCAUUGAGCCAGCAUCUGGCCGAGAAGCUUUUGAGCCUAUGUAUAUUUACAUUAGCCAUCCCAAACCAGAAGGCCUGGCUGCUGCCAAGAAGCUCUGUGAGAAUCUCUUGCAAACAGUUCAUGCUGAAUACUCUAGAUUUGUGAAUCAGAUUAAUACUGCUGUACCCUUACCAGGCUAUACACAACCCUCUGCUAUAAGUAGUGUCCCUCCUCAGCCACCAUAUUAUCCAUCCAAUGGCUAUCAGUCUGGUUACCCUGUUGUUCCCCCUCCUCAGCAGCCAGUUCAGCCUCCCUACGGAGUGCCAAGCAUAGUGCCACCGGCUGUUUCACUGGCACCCGGAGUCUUGCCAGCAUUACCUACUGGAGUGCCCCCUGUGCCAACACAAUACCCGAUAACCCAAGUGCAGCCUCCAGCUAGCACUGGACAGAGUCCGAUGAGCGGGCCUUUUAUUCCUGCUGCUCCUGUCAAAACUGCCUUGCCUGCGGGCCCCCAGCCCCAGCCCCCGCCCCCACCCCAGCCCCCACUCCCAGCUCAACCCCAGGCACAGAAGAGGCGAUUCACAGAGGAGCUACCAGAUGAACGAGAGUCUGGACUUCUUGGAUACCAGCAUGGACCCAUUCAUAUGACUAAUUUAGGUACAGGCUUCUCCAGUCAGAAUGACAUUGAAGGUGCAGGAUCGAAGCCGGCAAGUUCCUCAGGCAAAGAGCGAGAGAGGGACAGGCAGUUGAUGCCUCCACCAGCCUUUCCAGUGACUGGAAUGAAAGCAGAGUCUGAUGACAGGAGUGGGUCUGGGGCCGGAGCAGGGGGCCAUGAUUAUCCAGUCAAGAAGAUGAAAACUACGGAGAAGGGAUUUGGGUUGGUGGCUUAUGCUGCAGAUUCAUCUGAUGAAGAGGAGGAACACGGGGGUCAUAAAAAUGCAAGUAGCUUUCCACAGGGCUGGAGUUUGGGCUAUCAGUACCCUUCGUCACAACCACGAGCUAAACAGCAGAUGCCAUUCUGGAUGGCCCCGUAG